AUGGACCGAGGACCGAGCCUUGGGGAAAGGCAGUCGAGUAAGGAUAGUGAGUCAAGUAAGGAAAGGGAGUCGAGUAAGUAUAGUGAGUCAAGUAAGGAUAGUGAGUCAAGUAAGGAUAGUGAGUCAAGUAAGUAUAGUGAGUCAAGUAAGGAUAGUGAGUCGAGUAAGGAUAGUGAGUCAAGUAAGGAUAGUGAGUCGAGUAAGGAUAGGCAGUCAAGUAAAGAUAGGGAGUCGAGUGAGGAUAGGCAGUCGAGUAAGGAUAGUGAGUCAAGUAAGUAUAGGCAGUCGAGUAAGGAUAGUGAGUCGAGUAAGGAUAGUGAGUCAAGUAAGUAUAGUGAGUCGAGUAAGUAUAGUGAGUCAAGUAAGUAUAGGCAGUCGAGUAAGGAUAGUGAGUCGAGUAAGUAUAGGCAGUCGAGUAAGGAUAGUGAGUCAAGUAAGGAUAGUGAGUCGAGUAAGGAUAGUGAGUCAAGUAAAGAUAGGGAGUCGAGUAAGGAUAGGCAGUCAAGUAAGGAUAGUGAGUCGAGUAAGUAUAGGCAGUCGAGUAAGGAUAGUGAGUCAAGUAAGGAUAGUGAGUCGAGUAAGGAUAGUAAGUCAAGUAAAGAUAGGGAGUCGAGUAAGGAUAGGCAGUCAAGUAAAGAUAGGGAGUCGAGUGAGGAUAGGCAGUCGAGUAAGGAUAGUGAGUCGAGUAAGGAUAGUGAGUCAAGUAAGUAUAGGGAGUCAAGUAAGUAUAGUGAGUCGAGUAAAAAUAGGGAGUCAAGUAAGGAUAGUGAGUCAAGAAAGGAUAGGGAGUCAAGUAAGUAUAGUGAGUCAAGAAAGGAUAGGGAGUCAAGUAAGUAUAGGGAGUCAAGUAAGGAUAGUGAGUCGAGUAAAAAUAGGGAGUCAAGUAAGGAUAGGCAGUCGAGUAAGAAUAUUGAGUCAAGUAAGUUAGUGAGUCAAGUGAGUAUAGGGAGUCGAGUGAGGAUAGUGAGUCGAGUAAAAAUAGGGAGUCAAGUAAGGAUAGGCAGUCGAGUAAAGAUGUGGAGUCAAAUAAGUAUAGGGAGUCGAGUGAGGAUAGGGAGUCGAGUAAGGAUAGUGAGUCAAGAAAGGAUAGGGAGUCGAGUAAGAAUAGUGAGUCAAGUAAGUUAG
Mizuhopecten yessoensis (Yesso scallop) is the source of this 1125-nucleotide messenger RNA. Its product is annotated as cylicin-1-like. The coding region runs from base 1 to 1125 and encodes 374 amino acids. The record is from RefSeq and is a predicted model, not a curated record. NCBI's taxonomy places the organism in Eukaryota, Metazoa, Mollusca, Bivalvia, Pectinida, Pectinidae. The transcript has 2 exons.